Messenger RNA from Bombina bombina (fire-bellied toad), 763 nucleotides. RefSeq names its product acyl-CoA thioesterase 13 (gene ACOT13). Bases 140 to 565 code for a protein of 141 amino acids. NCBI's taxonomy places the organism in Eukaryota, Metazoa, Chordata, Amphibia, Anura, Bombinatoridae. The transcript has 3 exons. Gene Ontology annotation, molecular function: fatty acyl-CoA hydrolase activity. The record is from RefSeq and is a predicted model, not a curated record.
UUAUAAGAAUCGACUGGUUCAGGUUGCUGAUGAGCCACUCAUUUACUUUAGUGGUUGUUAGAGGUGACCUAAGAAGUUCAUCAUAACUGUCGUUAACUUUGUAUGUUGUGAGGUCAAUACUUGUUUCACACAAGCAACUAUGAGUUCCCUUUGUACAAAAACUUUACGGUUGAUGCUGAAAUCGAUAACCGAGGGUUCGGGAUUUGAUCGAGUCAUGAGCAAGGUUGCUCUUGUAUCUGCAAGUCCUGGAAAGGUAAUUUGUGAGCUGAAAGUCGAAGAAGAACACACAAACAGAGCAGGCACAUUACACGGAGGAUUAACGGCUACACUUGUUGAUAACGUGUCCACAGUUGCCCUUUUGCACACAGAGAGAGGAGCUCCAGGAGUUAGUGUUGAUAUGAACAUUACAUACAUGAAUGCUGCUAAAAUCGGUGAUGUGAUUCUCAUCACUGCUCAAGUUUUGAAACAAGGAAAAAGCUUGGCCUUUGCUACUGUUGACUUGACUAAUAAAGAAACAGGAAAACUUGUUGCACAAGGCAGACACACAAAGCACCUUGGACAUUAAUGGAAACCUGAUUUCUUGGUAUCUCUGCUCACUUGGCUGCAGAGAUACAGUAAUCUGAACCUUUCUACAACAUCAUUAUAAAUUAACUUAUAUAAAUGUACCUAAAAUCGAUCAAACUAUAACUAAGAGUUGCAUUUUCUAUUUUUAUUUUACAAGCUAUCUGUGUGUUUCAACAGUAUUAAAUAACCACAGUUGUAA